GUACCAUCUCGAUCUCUACCAAGUAUUUGGUAAAAGGAGACGACGGCGGAGGAGCCAAAACGUUGAGGAGGGAAAGGAGGAGAAAUGGUGACCGGAGAAGCGUUGAUUGCGUACAGAGCCCUGCUCAGGGCCACAAGAAAAUCUUUCGCCGGAGAUACCGAGAUGCUGAAGGCUUCGGCGUCUGAGAUCCGUAAAAAAUUUGAUGAAAACCGCCACGUGGCUUCCGGCUCCGACAUCACUCGCCUUCUCGAAGAGGCGCGUGAGGCGACGCAGUUCAUUUCCACCAUGAUCGUUCAGGCUAAACUCAAUGAACGCGGCGGAUACGAGGUGAAAGCAAGUCAGGAACACGCAGGAGCUACUUUGGAGCUUCCAUCAGAGGAGAUGCUUCGGAAAAAAACUGUAUGAGUAAGUCUCAAUGAUCUGACUACACUGAGACUAUCUAAAAUUGCCUUACUCGUUUUGUUUAAAUGGCAAAGGUAGAACUUUUUUUUUUGUCGUUCUCUGUUUGUUUUCUCUCUUCAUAGCCAAAUUUGAUUAAUAAGGAGCUCCUUACAUACAUUUUUGAAUGAAAUUCGUCAAUUUCAGAACUAUUACUUGUCCAAGAA
This is a messenger RNA of Capsella rubella, 605 nucleotides long. RefSeq names its product mitochondrial zinc maintenance protein 1, mitochondrial. Gene Ontology annotation, biological process: mitochondrial respiratory chain complex III assembly. The transcript has 2 exons. The record is from RefSeq and is a predicted model, not a curated record. Bases 85 to 405 code for a protein of 106 amino acids. Lineage: Eukaryota; Viridiplantae; Streptophyta; Magnoliopsida; Brassicales; Brassicaceae.